GAGUCUUGGACAGUAUCUUCGGAUGCAGACGGUGGGUGAGUGCUGCAAUCAGCCUUGCCACGGACGUUUUCUUCCCUCUCAACGCAAUCACCAACUUCUCUUUUCUCUCUUUUCCUCUUCGUCUGCAUGAAUCCCUUGAGUGUCGAUGUGCGUCUGGGUCUCUGAGUUUAAGUACGCCAAUUUUUUCCUAAGGUCCCACAAACUCGGCAGCUUGCCGUUCCGGAAGGGGAGUCGUCAAGGGAACUCCGGGAACAAAUUAGAAUUCCAAGUACUCACACGUAUCCACCACAUACCUUGAGAAGAAAUUCAGAUAAUUCAAGGCUGAAGAAGUUGGCUUUGAGUCGCAAACCUUACACCUGCAAAACCAGAAAAAAAAAUGGUCCUCGAAUUCGCCAAAACCAAUUGUUCACAAAAUCAAGGGAAAAACAAGUGUGAGUACAAAAAGAAUGCACAAGGCACCCAGAGCAGCUGGCAGAGGUCGGUCCAAUCGUCCUCAUCAUCUUCAUCGGUAGGAGCCACCUCAAACAACCAAAAAUACGGAGCCUGGGGUCCCACCUUCAAGAACAAACAAAACUUCGUCGACAUGCACCUCGUCUGAACAGACCAUUUCACCUUAGGCCCUCCCACGUCAAUAUAAUUUAGCCAGAUAUUCCAGUUGAAGCUGACAGGAACGCAUCUUCAUGCUGUCCAUGACGCCAAUAUCACGGCCGAUGUAUCCAGCAUGAUGCCCCUAUUGUACAGGCUCGUAAACGCGGUGUUGGUUUGCUUAUUUGUGAUAUUCAUAUUUAUCGCCACACUUCCCUAGUACGCUCUAACUCCUAGAUCAAUCAGACAUAUUAUGCUUUUUGCUGUUGGUAGUCUUUGAGGGAAGAAAAGUGCAGCUAUAUUUUUGCCCAUCUCUAUGAGUUAUGGGUAGAAAUAAUGCAAUUCCUUAAAUGGAAAUAAAGACAUCAAGCUGGCUGUGUGA
Molecule: messenger RNA, 967 nt
Organism: Darwinula stevensoni
Lineage: Eukaryota; Metazoa; Arthropoda; Ostracoda; Podocopida; Darwinulidae
Source: the annotation of a GenBank genome assembly